UCCCCGCUGACAGACGCCGUCGCGUCCGCUGCCAGCCCCGCGGGGAGUCCGCAUCAGCCAUGAGCGUGGCCAGCAGCAAGGAGCUGGAGGCGAAGAGCGUGAAGGAGGAGGAGGAGGGCGAGUGGAGAGGAGGCGGCGGUGGUGGUGGCGGUGUGGGGAGGCGGCAGAGAGAGAAGUCGAGGCGACGGUUCGCCGCCAUCGCGGCCCUCUGCGCACUCCUCCUGCUCAUCGUGACCGCGCUCGUUCUCGUGCUGCUGCUGCUCCCUGAUAAACCACGGUUCGAUUCAGGCGGAGACAUGCUGGACUACUUGGUCGAGCGGGGUGUUCUGCAGACACGCGAUGGCCUCCACGUGGGAUGGGCACACGCUGCCAACAACAAAGAGGAAAUGAACGCUGCGCUCAGCAACAGAGAGGUGAUGGUGCUGGAGGCAGACGUGAACAUUGAAGGAUUGGGCACGGCCAGUGAGACCGGGCGACCCAUCAUGGCGCAUCCACCCGACGUCACGAGCGACAACAGCCUCUCCGACUGGCUCUCCGCCGUGCUGAAGAGCAAUAAGGGAAUCAAACUGGACUUUAAGAGCCUCAAGGCGUUGGGGCCUUCGUUGGACAUCCUGCUCGAGCGGGUCGCUCGGGCGCCCCUUGACCGCCCGAUCUGGCUCAACGCAGAUAUCAUCCGGGGGCCCAACGUCCCGGCAUUCGUCGAUCCCAUCGACGCCACGGGGUUUCUGUCACUGAUCACGAAACGCUUCCCCAACGUGACGCUGUCGCCCGGCUGGCUGGUGGCGUUCGUUCCGGCGCUGGGCCUGAACGCGACGUACACGGCGGCGAUGGUGCGCGACAUGCACGGGCUGGUGGCGGCGCUGCCCCAGCGCGUCACGUUCCCCGUGCGGGCCCCGCUGCUGCGUCGCGCCUGGACGCACUUCCGCUGGCUGCUCGACCAGAGCGACAGGUUCUCGCUCACGCUCUGGCAGGGCAAGUCGGAUGUCAUUGCGCUGGAAGACAUGCUGUUUGUUCGUGACGGCACUGACCCCAACGAGGUCUACUAUGACAUCUACGAUCCGCUGCUCUCCGAACUGCGCGACGCUGACAAGAACGCUGAACGGCCCAAGCUGUUCCACACGGCGGUGAGUCUACUGCGCUAUUUUGGCACGCGCGAUGGACUGGAUGUCCUGUGGCACCAGGAGCCCAGCUCUCUGGGUCGUGGCCCGGGUGGCAUGCUGGUGCUGAACGUGCUGCUGGGCCCUGGCGAUGCCGGCGGCGACCGUGCCACGGCCGUGCCCCGGGUUGUGUUUGGCAACGCCAACAGCAACGCAGAUUCGGCAGCAGCUCCGAUAACCCUGAGCGGCUACCUGGACUACAUUGACACUUUGGCUGCCGGCUCUCAAAAAACUGCCCUCUUCCUGCGGAUCCUGAGCCGCGACGCCCUGCGUCCCACGCUUCAGGUGCUGCGCGACCGCGCUCGCCCGCUCGCCCGCCCCGUCUGGCUCUCGGCUACCGUCGCUCCCGGCGGCGGCGGCGGUGGUGCCGCCGGCGUUCUCGGCGCCACCGAGCUGCUGAGCGCCGUCGCGGAAAUUUUUCCCGACGUGACUCUCGCGCCGGCCUGGCCCGAGGCGGACGUGGCGGCGACUUCGGCGGUCGUCGGCGGUGGCGGACAGCGAUACGGCGAGGCGUCGCUUGCGGCUAUGCGGGACGCGUUUGCCGACGUCACGCAGCCGGUGUCCUAUCAGCUGGAUGCGGCGGGGGGGGAGCUGGCCCGCGGCGGUUACCGCCUGGCGAGGUCGUUGCUGCUGGAUGGCACGCCGACCCGCUCGGUCACGAUCAGCGUGCCGAGCUACGAGGAAGCGUUCGAGGUCCUCACCAAGGUCCGCAAUCAUUUUCCGGCCAGCGCCGUGUUUUACAACGUGUCGCCGGACACGCAUAACAAAUUUGCGAUCAGUGUCUUCUCGUCGUAGGAUUAAAAGGCGGAGGGUUGUGCGCAUGUCGGCUACUGUUUUGCACCAAACUUGCUAUGCAUUGCUGUAGAUGCUGUAGAGCAUUAUGGGUAAGGGCACUUAUGAGGAGAUGUAAGUUCCGUGUCUCCACAUAUUAAAAUAUUUUUGAGUGCCAUUCGCUUAUCUUACACCGAGCAUUACGCUGUCAAGAAAGGAACCGCCACUGAUACCUAAUUUCUACCUUUGCAUGGGGCUGCCAAAGACCUGCAUUCAUUGCAAGGACAAAAUGUUUAUUUUUUUAUCGGAUGUAACAAAUCGAUGGUCUUGUCUGUCACCAAUGAAUGGGCCAAUGAAUGCAGGCUAAAUAAAAACCAACGUAUCAAUUCGGUUUUGCACUUGAUUUGGCCAAAUUUCAGGUCUGAGAAUUAACAAUAAUAAUAAUACAGGUCUGACAGUUGGGCAACACAAUCUCAUAGCAGAGUUCGUGGGGAAUGUGUGCCCCCUAGCGUCUGAAGGGUAAACAAUCCCCCUUCUCCAGAGAAGUCCUGUGACAGAUGUCUUCCAUGGACCGUUGUGAUACUGCUAUGAGAUUUCUUUAUAUAAACAGUAGGAGGAUGCUCGAUCUGUGUCCAGCCUUUGAACUGCAGUAUUCUCUGGAUUAUAGGGUGCACUUUUUCCCCUCUGUUUUACAACACAAGUUGGUUGAUGCAUCUUAUAAUCCAGUAGGUGUGUGCGUGUGUGCACGAGAGAACAGAUUUGCAUAACACUACUGAUAUCAUCGGGUAAAAGUUUACUUUCCGGAGCGUCUUAUAAUCCAGAUCAUACGGUAGAAAUUCCCAACGUGCCGUCUUGGUCGUCGGUGCUGUCACACAGCAUCAUGCAAAUGUUAUUGAAAGUAAAAAAGGAAAACUUUUAGUAAACUUGCAACAAUUACAACUGUCUAUUGGUUUAUAAAAUGUAAAAAUACCCGGUGGGCGAUUUUGUAAAAAAAAACUAUAGGUUUGCAGGAUAAAAUGUUUAUUUGGAUGUACUUUUUGCACUUUUAUAUUGGCAAAAGUAUUUCUAAACAUUUUGUAAACGUUUAAAAGCUGUAUCCGAAUACAGUGCACUGUUAAUUUGGACGUUAUUUCUUUUACUGAUGUAGUUCAUGUAUUGCAUAUUGUAUUGGUAUUAACAUGAAUAAAAUCUGCAUGUGAUAUGUAACAGACAAA
This is a messenger RNA of Lethenteron reissneri (Far Eastern brook lamprey), 3142 nucleotides long. RefSeq names its product family with sequence similarity 151 member A (gene FAM151A). Lineage: Eukaryota; Metazoa; Chordata; Hyperoartia; Petromyzontiformes; Petromyzontidae. The record is from RefSeq and is a predicted model, not a curated record.